This is a messenger RNA of Rotaria sp. Silwood2, 816 nucleotides long. The record is from the annotation of a GenBank genome assembly. NCBI's taxonomy places the organism in Eukaryota, Metazoa, Rotifera, Eurotatoria, Philodinida, Philodinidae.
AUGUUUAUGUUCUUGAAUCUGUUUUUUGAUNCUUCUACAACAUUCACUACUGCCCAUUUGGAUGGAGAACAUUAUGUUUUGAAUGGCGAGAAGAAAUGGGCUACGAACUGUGCUGGCUGGGAUUAUACAGGUGCGGAUUUACAGUGUGUCGUGGUGAAGAUCAAAGAAUCCUUUGCCGUCAUUUCCGUCACAUCAGAAGAUAUAAAGAACAACGCACAUGGAGCGUACACGAUCAUCGAAGAUAUCGAAACCGUCGGACAUUGUGCUGUUUCCGGACCGCAUAUAAAGUUCACUAAUCUUCGAGUACCUCUUUGGAAUCGACUCGAUCAAGAUGGCAUCAAAAUAGUUGAAACAGUUUUUACUAUCACGGCUGGUCUUGUUGGCUCUUUUUGCACUGGUGUUAUGCGUACAGCAUUCGAGAAAGCAUUAACAUUUGCACGGACGGAGAAGCGUGGAGGAGAUACGUUUAUAAUCAGUCAUCAGAGUGUGAGCGACAUUCUUAUUUCGAUGAAAGCGAUCUUGGAAGCAUCAAGAUAUUUAACGUGGAAGGCGCUGCACCUUUUCGAAACGACUGGCAAUGGAGAACUUUGUUAUCUUGCCAAGAUCUUCGCAGCUGACCAUUGUGUCCAAGUGGUUUAUGAUGGAAUGCGAGUGAUUGGCGUUGAUUCUUACAGCAAGAAAUAUGGAUUCGACAAAUUGCUUAUGGAUUCGGCUGUCUUUUCAAUAUUCGAUGGUGGCAAUGUCGGAGUACGCAGACGUCAAGUUCAGGACUUGUUUAAGAGUGACAGCUAUGACCCAUUAGGGCCAAUGGGUUAA